GAAUUGGACUAUGUGUCAGUGAGAGAGAAAAGGAGCUUGAUUGUGUGUGUGUGUGUCAGAAAGAGAGUAGGCACUUGAUUGCGUAUGUCAGAGAGAGAGAGAAGGAACUGGAAUGUGUGUGUGUGUGUGUGUGUGUGUCAGAGAGGGACUUUUAAAGGAACGCUGGGUAGCAGCCUUGUCUUCCACUCAGGAAUCUCAUGGGGAUUCAGAGUUAUUUUUGCUCCAUCAGAGGUUCUCCCUUCUUCACUCGCCUCAGCGGAACAAGCACCUCAUGCCAGCCUCUUCUCUUCUGGAACAGUCUCUCUCCUCAGCAUCAGACAGACACAGCUCUUCCUGGCACUGGGUGUGCUUAGCCCAGCCACGGCAGUGCUCCUACCUUUUAAUAGCACAGUCUCUGUUAAUCUCUCCUGCUCAUGCGGAGGUACUAGAGUGUGGCUUUAGUGCGGUGCCAGAAGCCCUGACACAGGCUCUGGUAGAAAGACGCCAUAUGUGAAGUAGCCGAAGAACCUGAUGAACAGGCUCCUGUCCUCUACUGAGCAUGCUACGAAAAGCACCAUGCUGUUCCUGGACGCCCGCAGGACAGUGCAAAACCUACCUUUGACCUCAGUGGUCACAACCCUGGAGGAACUCUCUGCCCAGAGGUCCAGUCACCUGGACAGAGAGGCCAAUGUGUGUGACAGACAGGAUGGCGUGUGUGAUGACACAGUGCUCAGGUCGAUGUCGAAUGGCCUGAGACAGAUGGACAGCAACGAGCAGCUUGACGUGCGGAGAGCUGGUGAGAUCCAUCCCACUAGGGGGAGGAGCCAAUGCGGUGAGGGGAGGAGCCAGAAUGAUUUCUCGGAGGCGGAGUCUAGCAUGGCGGAUGGCGGAGAGGAGUCUGUGGAGAGGUCGUCCUCUGUGGGUGUGAGCUGUGAGGACACGUGCAUGUUGGGGUUCACACAAGUGGAUGCCUGUGACAGCAUCGCACUCAUCGAUGAAGACGACGAUGAUGUUUCUCUUAGAGAGAGGACCGUCACUGAUGUCUCUGUUGUGGAGGGCAACGCCGCCGAGCUGGUGUGCGGCAGGGUCACGUCCAUCUCCCUGGCCUCUUCUCACUCCAUCUGUGAGAGGCGGGGCAAUAGCUUGGUGGCCACACCUUUGCCUGAGGAAGAGGAGGAGCCAUGCAAAAAGCCAAAACCCUUGUGUUGUUAUUGCACAGUCCUCUAAACACAUGCUGAUUCAGGACACAGCUGUUACCAUCCCACUUACAGUUACAGGGAUGAUGCUGCGGGAGGCAGCAGAGAGCAAUGAGACCAAUGGUCUGCACACACCGCUGAAGGCUACACGCAUGUGAUUCCAGUUUUUCUUCUUGGUGUUUACAUUUAUAGGGUUUUUAUGCUGCUCUAGUCCAGAGCAUGUGUUUAGUUGUCUCGAUGGCAGCAAUCCUUACGCUAGCAUAUCCAGGACAUAGUCUCAGUGUUUUCUCUGCUGUGUAACGAUUCCCCGACUAACAUGUUAGAGUCCAGUACACACCCUGACGCACUGGACAACCACUUACAAUAUUUUACCAUUUCAGUAUCCAGCAGAGUGACAGAACAUGUGAGAUCCUGUGCAAAAGCACUCUUAGCACUGAAUAAAGGUAAUCUAAAAGAGACUAUUAUUCACUAUUAUUCACAAUAUUUCCUAUGUUUAAAUGUGUUUAAUAAUGUCAGGUACAGUUUCCUGCUCUGUGGCUGUUUCGCAGUAAUUUCAGAAAUAAAAUCAUUGA
Electrophorus electricus (electric eel) is the source of this 1747-nucleotide messenger RNA. RefSeq lists its product as uncharacterized. Lineage: Eukaryota; Metazoa; Chordata; Actinopteri; Gymnotiformes; Gymnotidae. The record is from RefSeq and is a predicted model, not a curated record.